AUGAGUUACGACGACAUCUGCAACCGCACCGACUGGUCCAUGGACGACUCCGAAUUCGCCGAGUUCGUCGAAGGAGGCUACUUCCUCUGGGACAACACCCUCCGCGACAUCAUCGCAGCCCUCGAACCAAGCCCCGGCUCCCCUGACAGACAAGCAAUGGACAGCACCUUCCUCAACCACUUCGAAAUUCUCCUCACAGCCGCAUCUGCCGAAGCUGCUGUCGAAUUCGCGCAGUCCUCUCCCAUGGGUAAGUGCCAGGAUGUGAACGUGGACUGGAUCAUGCCCUACUGCUUCGAUGGCGCGCACUGGGUGACCGUCAUCAUCAGUCGGCAAGAGCACUACUGGGGCGUCUAUGACUCCCUACCUGGAUGCGAGUAUGCGGGGCUAUUCGCGGCGGUGGAGUUCCUAGUAAAAAGUCUUCACGUGGAGCGUGAGCCGGAGAAGGAAUGGGAGUUUGAUCUCCUUCCCACCAUUCAGCAGGAUGAUGGGUGGAGUUGUGGGAUCCAUACUGUGGAGCACGUUUUGCAUUUUCUGCGCGAUGGGGGCUCGCAUUUGGGGAGUGUGGAUGUGAAGGCUAGGAGACAGGAGUAUUACGAUGCGUUUCUGGAGCUGGAACAUCCACAGGCUAUGGAGUACUCUCCUGAGGAUGCGGAGGAGGUUCCUUGUGUUCUGGUCUCUGAUCAGCGCCAGGAACUUGAUGCUUCAUCUCCUGUCCUCCGUUCCUCUCCCGUUCCUGUGACUUUUGGUGAAAUUUUCCCUGGCAAUCCUCCCUACUCGCCAACUGAAGACGGGGAAAGUGAAAAGGUCCCUAGCAUCGCAAUAUCUCCCCCUUGCAAAGAACCCGCUACCCCAUCUCCUCUCCUCCCCGACCCUGCACUCGGCGACUUCGAUCCCCCCACGAUGACCUACCUCACCCACUCCUCCACAUUCCCCGAAUCCCUCCCUCUCAGAAAACUUCCUCCCCCGUCCUUGGACAUCAAACCCCUUCAGCUUCCGCUUCAGAAACGAUAUCGAACGCUUCCUUAUCCCGCGACCGGCGGCUCCUACCCCUUUCCUUGA
Molecule: messenger RNA, 1059 nt
Organism: Hymenoscyphus albidus
Lineage: Eukaryota; Fungi; Ascomycota; Leotiomycetes; Helotiales; Helotiaceae
Source: the annotation of a GenBank genome assembly